Durotheca rogersii is the source of this 2899-nucleotide messenger RNA. RefSeq lists its product as uncharacterized. The record is from RefSeq and is a predicted model, not a curated record. The transcript has a single exon. NCBI's taxonomy places the organism in Eukaryota, Fungi, Ascomycota, Sordariomycetes, Xylariales, Xylariaceae. The coding region runs from base 206 to 2884 and encodes 892 amino acids.
UCGCGAUUCGAUGCCUGCGUAGGACUUAAAUACACGCACCUCGUUAAGCUUUCAAUUAAACCGGACGUCCUGACGAGAUUGAAACCAUCAUACAACGCCACAAACCUUGUACCACAUUGUAGUUUGCAUAUCUACCUGAUCUGGGUUGCGCGGCCGUGGUGAAGAUUCUUCGUCUUGUCACCUACGUAGAGCAGUGAGAUCCAUCAUGGACGACGUUCCGCCUCCUCCGUACACAGAGAUGGAUAUCUAUUCUCAUUCGGGGCGGUCACCUACCGGCCGAAAUGAGCGAAACGCUGUCGACGACGACAGCUCUACCAUCGCGUCCUCUCAUAGUGACCUCAUCUAUACCCCGCCGGAGUCGCCGCGCGAGUCGCCACACAGCCCAAGCGGCCGCGAUGACUCUCGCACGACAGCUUCGGCGCAGGCUUACUUCGAAUCACGCCCCCCCCCUUCCCCUCCCCUUGGUGGCUGGCCGUCUGGCCAGAACCUCGAGAUUGCGUUAGCCAUCACCGAAAGGGCCUCGCCUAGAGACUUCCCGUACCCGGCCUGGGCCCACGGGCGCGGGACUACCCACCAAGACUGGCAGACCUUCCUCAACCACCUCAUGCCGGACCAUGCCGGACGCGUGAACUCGCAGAUUCUCGAGCGAAAGACACGGGAUGUACAAGUUGGGAAGGACGAUACUGGCGAAGAUGGCGGGAAUAAUAAGGACGAGAAUAAUCAGAAUCGUACCAAGUCGCCGUCGAGCGCAGGAGGCAUGGCCGAGGCUCUGCUUCAAGACGUAAAAUCGGAAUCUAGCGACUCGGUAUCGCAACGGCAGACACCGCAUGAUAUAGACGCGACGAUACGCGAGUGGAACGAUGGCUUCUUUAACCUAAGAGGCGUGACGAUACAUCGCAUUUCAGCAUCUAGCUCAUCGCAAGCACCUGCCGCCGACCUGCCGCGGCAGAUCCCUAUCAACGCCGACUCCACGCCGACUCCGCAGCCUCAGUCCCAAUCACAGGAACAGGAGCAGGGGCCGGGAGAGUCUCGGGCUAAUGAACAGCCUAGACCGCGAUGGAACCCUUUCCGACCAUUCGAGGUGUCCGACCGCGGGGUCCGCAUCGGUCCCCUGACUGUUGACGGUGACCGGGUCGCGUUUGGUGACUCGUUCGAAGCAGACCGCCACGGCGUGCGCUGGAACGGGCAAUCCGUCGACCACCGCUUCGCUCCAUUUCCUCAACCCCGUGGCCCAGGCGGAUUCCCUUAUGGGCCGGGGGGCUUCGGCGGCGGCGGCUUCCCACACGGAAGGGGAGGCCCCUGGGGAGAGCACGGGAUGAGUCGCGGCCGCGGUCGGUGUUGGAGUUCCCGCCAUGAUCAACACAACGGUCAGAACCGCCACCAUCACUACGGAUCACGAGAUCGCUCGGCCAGCGCCAAUUCCAACCGUUCUGCGGGUUCGGCAUCGUCCUCAUCCUCUGACUCAGAUUCGAGCAUCGGUAGCCUCCCAGACUGGGACGACCUGAGGGACUCGCAGCUCCCUGUCACCAAACAGCACAUCUCAGCUUGGCUCGAACACUCGGAGCAGCCCGUGACACGGGAUAUGGUGCUCAGCGUGCGGGCCGACAUCAAGGCCGCCAAGAAUAACCCCAGCCUUGCCCUAGUCGGCGACGACGACUUGCCGGCGCUUCGCCAGGAGGUCCGGUCGCUGCUCGAGUGCUUCAAGGACCUGAAGCGGGGCCAGAUGCGAGCCCGCCGGCAGAGACGAAGGGACCGCCGGGCGGAGAAGCGCGCCGCGAAGCGCGACCGCAGAGGCCGUCAUCGGGCGGAGAGGAAGGAGCAGCGAGCCCAGGACUGCGAGUCCAGACGCGCCGAGCGCGACGCCGAUCGGGGUGCUAGGGGUAGCGGCCCAGGCCUUUUCGGAGCGAUCUUUGGCACACAUUCCGACUCUUACGCCGGCUUUGCACCACCACCACCACCACCCCCGGCACAGCCUCUAUGCAUUCCCGUCAGACCGGCCGUACCACCCACGCCACCCAUGCCGGGCAGCUUCCCGUUCCCGCCGGCGCCGCCGGCGCCGCCAGCGUCGGACAGCUACUGGACGGAAGGCAGCCAGGACAGGGACGGGACCCAUCCCCACCGCGGCGGAUACAGCUUCCUCGACCUAGCGCGGCAGGCGGCAGUGCAAGCACAGGCGGCAGUGCAAGCACGUGCGGCGCGGGCGCAGGCGGAGGUGGCGCGGACGCAGGCCCUCCGAUCAGCAGAGGGAGCGCGGGCACAGGCGGAGGCCGCACGGAUUCAGGCCCUCCGAUCAGCGGAGGCGGCGCGGACACAAGCUCUACGGUCGGCGGAGGGGGCGCGGGCGCAAGCCGAAGCCGCACGGACACAGGCCCUCCGAUCGGCCGAUGCGGCGCGGGCGCAAGCCGAAGCCGCACGGACACAGGCCCUCCGAUCGGCCGACGCGGCGCGGGCGCGGGCGAUGGGUGCAGCGGCGGCGUGGCUGGGCAGCGGCAGCGGUGGUGGUGCCGGGUCCUCCUCGCCCUUCCCCUACACGCCCUUCAGCCCUCCGGCACCGCCGUCGUCGACGGCGGUGGCGGCGGACGACGACGACGACGCGGCGGGGGUUGCGGGGGCGGACAAGCGGUACGAGGAGGUGGACGCGCUGGAGGCGCGGAUCGCGACGAAGCGGGCGGCGCUGGCGGCGCUGCGGCGCGAGACGGCGGCGAAGGAGCAGGAGAAGGGCGGCCGCGGCGCCGGCGGCAGCGCCGACCGCGAGGCCGGCCGCCUCGAGCGCGACAUCGAGGUCCUGACCCGCGAGGCCGACCGCCUGCGCCUCGAGGCCGACGAGCAGCUCGCGCGCGAGCUCGAGAUGGAGGAGCAGCGGCUGUUGCGGGAGGGGUAUUAGGAGGGGAGGAUGGGA